Molecule: messenger RNA, 4425 nt
Organism: Sphaerodactylus townsendi
Lineage: Eukaryota; Metazoa; Chordata; Lepidosauria; Squamata; Sphaerodactylidae
Gene: KIF25
Product: kinesin family member 25
Exons: 15
Coding region: 305-1960 (551 amino acids)
Biological process (GO): microtubule-based movement
Molecular function (GO): ATP binding; microtubule binding; microtubule motor activity
Source: RefSeq, a predicted model, not a curated record
ACCGGAGAAAAACAAACGAUUUAUCUCCUCAUGUUGAACAAGGGAGGAGGGGAAGGCAGUUGAACUCUCACCCAGGAAGAAGCCGCUGUCGCCACCUCCAAUUUAAUCUGAUGUUUUCUUAAUCCUGCCAAUGGUGGUUCUCUCCUCGUGUCCGGAAAAAAAAAAAAGAGAGAUAGGUAACCAUAGCAACCACGGAGAAGCUUAGCCCUUCCCUAUGAUUGGGUAAUUCAAACGGUUUUUCUAGGUAUUGAAUCUGUGGAAGAAGCAGCUGCCCGCCUGCCUGGGUGAGUUUGGAAGCUGCAGGAUGCGGCCCCGCGGUGGGAUCAGCCCAAGUUUUGUGUCCGAGCAGCGGAUUCGACAGCUGGAGCAGAAGUUGCGAGCAAAAGAAGAAAGAAUUGUAGUGCUAGAAACAGAAAAUGCCCUUCUGCAUCUCAAGCUUGCAGAGUGUCAAAGCAUGAUUGGGAAAAGCUCGACAAAAGAAUUGCCCAAAAUUUAUGUAAAUUGUAAGCGGCACCAUUUGCAUCAAAGUGCCAGGUCAACAGUAAUCCAGAUUUAUGGAGCAAUACAGAGUCUGAAGCAAGAUAUCAAGAAUCUCCGUUUCUCUGCUCUUACAUUUUUAGAAGACUUUCAGCAUCAAAGCAAGAACUCUUUUUACCAGGUUUUGGCAGCUGUCCAAAGAAUACAGCUUCAUAAUGAGGUUAUGCAAACAUUUCGGAUUAAAGCUCUCAAACUUGAACAAUCCUUGCUUGAUGUAACAGAGAGAUACCAGAAAGAAAAACAAAAGAGAAAAAUACUUCAUAACAGUUUAAUUGAACUGAGGGGCAAUAUCAGAGUACACUGCCGGAUCCGUCCACUAUUACCAUUUGAUAUUGUUCCUGGAGAGCUGGAAUUUGAAGACAGGCCUAGAAGUUCAUCAGAAAAAGUGGUGUGUGCAGCUGAUGAUGAAACCAUAUUGGUAAAAUGCAACCGUCCCGGUCAUGCUUUGAUAAACAAGACAUUGCAGUUUGAAAGAGUCUACAGUGCUGCUGAAACUCAGGAGACAGUGUUUGCAGAUGUAUCACCUUUGCUAACAUCGCUGUUGGAUGGGUACAAUGUGUGUAUUAUGGCUUAUGGGCAAACUGGGAGUGGAAAAACAUACACAAUGUUAGGACCACAACCUGAAGAUAAUUUUGCUUUUCACCUGGAGGAUGAAACAGCAUUAGGAAUUAUUCCUAGGGCUGCUGAAGAAGUAUUCAGGCUUAUUUCAGAGAAGCCACCAGGAAGUCAUUGGGUUGAGGUUUCUGUUGUAGAAGUAUAUAAUAACACUGUGUUUGAUCUUCUGGUCAAAGACAACUGUGGAACAACAACUGGUGUCAAAAGGGACAUUGUCACAAAUAAGGAAGGGAAGAGUGAUGUCCCGCUUCUUGUGUAUGAGUCUGUUAAAGAUGCAGUGGAGUUCUUGGAGCUGGUUCAUAAGGGCCUACAGUUAAGAGUCAAACAUCCAACACUUGUACAUGCUCAUUCAUCCCGUUCUCAUCUUGUGGUAACGUUGACCAUCACCACAAGGAAUGUCUUGGGGGAUGACUUUGGUGAUUGUUCUAGUCAGAAGCAGAAUAAAGAGCAUUUCUUCAACUAUCCACACUAUGUGAAAGAUGACAAACGCACCUAUCCUUCCAGAUCUUCUUCACCAGCUGAGUUUCUCACUGAAUCUACAGAGAAGCACAAGCAAAUGAGAACAAAACUUCAGUUGGUAGAUUUGGCUGGCAGUGAAUGUGUUGGUAUGUCUGGUGUGACUGGGGCAGUCCUAAGAGAAACCUCCUUCAUUAAUCGCAGCUUGUCUGCUCUGGCAGAUGUACUUGGAGCAAUAUCAGAACAUUGCCCUCACGUUCCCUAUCGAAACAGCAAACUCACACAUUUACUCCAGGACUCCAUUGGUGAUUAUAGCCUUUUCCUAUACAAUAACAUCAUUUUAUUUGUUUAGCAAAUUUUACCUGGCCUCUGAACCAAAUGUUUCAAAGGCAAUUUCUAGACCAAAAAAAUCUGUUUGAAAAUGCAGUACAUAGGCAACCAUAUCAAUAAGAUAGCAGCCAAGAAAAAAAAAUGCUGUUCAAGUCAGUACAUUCAAGAACACUUGCACACACUCAUGUAUACAAAAACCUGAAUGCCAUUUCAGCAGAAGGACUGGUAAAUAUUUUAAAAAUAGAAUGAAUGAAUCAAAAACUUUUUAAAAUGAUUCAAAGAAGUAUAUUCUGAAAGGAGGAGAGUCCUCACUUAUUUAAUCAAUUCAUAAAUUUAUUUAAUCAAUCCAGUCAUUUAUAUUCCACCUUUCUCCCCAAUCAGGACAGCAAAGGGUUUGCUGACAGUGUGUUACCCAAUGACAUUGAUGAGAAAAUAAUGAACCCUGACAAGGUUACCCAAUGACAUUUCAUGGCUUAGCAGGCAUUCAAAACUGAGUCUUCAGAUACUUCUUCAACACUCUUAAUCAUUGCCCUACACUGGCACUACUCCUGUUCUUAUUUUAGGUUACUUAAGAUUUCCAUGGUCAUAGUCUGUGCUUUGAAUUGUUGUUGGAGACAACAGGCAACCAGUGAAAUUAUUUUAAACCUGAAUAAAUAAGAUGGUGUCCACCAGCAACCUUGUGCUUGUAUUCUGUUCUGCUUGAAACUUUUGAGCAGCCAUCAGAAACAACUCCACACAACUAUGUGUUGCAAUAGUGCAGCCUCAUUAUGAUCAAAGUCUGCGUGCCUGUGGCUAGAUACAGCCCACCAACUACCAAAGCUGGGCAAAGGCAUUAGGAGCCAUAGUAGAGAUUUGUGUUUCCACCUGUAGAUAUGAAUCUAAUAGUGCCUCUCAGCUGUUAAUUUAGAAACAGGCUGACUGUUAAUCCCUAGCUGUUUGUGUUAUUAACCAACAGGACCUCCAUCUUGUCUUUCUUUUCUUUUUUCUUUGCUGCCAAGUCACAGCUGACUUAUGGCAACUCUGUAGGGUUUUCAAGGGAAAAAUGUUUGGAGGGGGCUUUCUAUUGCCUGCCUCAACCUCACAACCCUAGUAUUUCUCAAAAGUCUCCCAGCCAAAUCCUAACCACAGUUAAGAUGAGAGUGUGUGACUGGCCCAAGGAAACUUCCAUGGUAUCAGAGGCGUAUGGGGCCCAGAUUGCGCCCGGAGUCAAAGCCUCCUCCGAGCACCCCCCACCUGCGCUGUGGUGCCCCUUCCCCACACAUUCCCCCCAAAGCCCCACUUACCUGAGCCAGCGGGGGAUUUUCUCACGCUGAGGCUGCUACUUGGGCAGGAAAGAGAAGCUGACUGUGCAGCGGCCAGCCCCUCUUCCCUGCCCAGCAGCACCCGCAGAGUGUGCGAGGGACAGGGAGAGAAGCCUGCCAGCUUCUCUUCCCAUCUCUGCAUGGUGCACCCACAGCAUCCCUGGCACUGCGGGUACAAAGACUGGAAGAGAAGAGAAGCUUGUUGGUGCACCCACAGUGGCAGAGAAGCUGCAGGUGAGGGGAAGAGAAGCCAGCAGGUUGCUCUCCCCGUCUCUGCACAGUGCACCUGCGGCUUCCCUGGUGCUGCGGUUGCAGGCACAGGAAGAUAAGCCCGUCCCUGCACCUGCAGUGCCAAAGAAGCUGUGAGUGAGGGGAAGAGAAGGCUGCUCCUCCACUGACUGAAAGGAAAGGAGGCGGCUGCAGCUGGAGCUCCAGCAGCGCCCACACCAUUUCCCUUGCCCACGUUGUCCCCUCCGACAAUGUGGGUAGGCUGAGGGAGGGGAAGGCAUCUAGUCUCAUGGGGGGCUGAUUUUGCGCCCCCAUGUGACCAGAUUAGUUGUGCCCGGAGACAUGGGUUACCCCAUGUCCCCGGGCAGAUACACCACUGCAUGGCAUGAAUGGGAAUUUGAACCUGGGUUCCCAAAGUCCUGGUCCGAUACCUUAACCACUGCACCACACUGGCUUCCAUCUUGUCAGUAAUGAAAAUUAAUCACUACCUCCAGUUCAGAACAUUCAUUGUUCAAUAUUUUUAUUAAGUUCAAAAUUCCUCUUUUUGCUAGAAGAUGCACUAAAUUUUGCUUUAAUGUCUGGCAGCAUCCUUGAGACAUUUAACAUUUCUGUGAUAAACAGAAGUUCAAUAGCAAAGAUUUUGACUAUCUUUGAAUUUUCUUGCCAAGAAAAACAGCAUUUGUUGAAGUUCAGUGUGCCUUGCCCCACCACAAAAAAAAAAAGUUGAGGAGCCUGUCGCUCUUUAUUUCUUAGCAUUUUGGCCAAAUAAAUUGAUUUUCUGAACAGCCUUUGUGACACUAGCAUGUUUUUAAUCAUUCUGAAGGCAUAUAUGUUUCUCUGUAUUGGAAAAUUUUAUCCUUUAGUGGCACUUAUGUUAUGAAGUCAUUUAUGGUAUCUUCCAUGGGAAUGUUUUGUGCAAAUCCUGAAUGCUGAAGCUUGGAAUAAAGAAUUGAACAUA